Messenger RNA from Oncorhynchus keta (chum salmon), 1879 nucleotides. RefSeq names its product mediator complex subunit 6 (gene med6). Gene Ontology annotation, cellular component: mediator complex; core mediator complex. The transcript has 8 exons. Bases 40 to 873 code for a protein of 277 amino acids. Lineage: Eukaryota; Metazoa; Chordata; Actinopteri; Salmoniformes; Salmonidae. Gene Ontology annotation, biological process: regulation of transcription by RNA polymerase II. The record is from RefSeq and is a predicted model, not a curated record. Gene Ontology annotation, molecular function: transcription coactivator activity.
AUGCGGCAUUAGACCUGACCUGGCGUCACGCUGCUGAUUAUGUCAUCCACCAGCGACGCUGAUUACGUCAUCCACCAGCGACAGACGCUUCUGUGCGACAUUUGUUUACAGCACACGAUGGCGUCGGUGGAUUUGAGAGACAACAACCUCCUGGGGAUAUCGUGGGUUGAUAGUGGCUGGGUGCCCAUCCUCAACCCUGGCAACGUACUGGACUAUUUCUCCGAGAGGAGUAAUCCGUUCUACGACCGCACCUGUAACAACGAGGUGGUGAAGAUGCAGCGGCUCACUCUGGAACAUCUCAAUCAGAUGGUUGGAGUGGAGUACAUUCUCCUUCAUGCCCAGGAGCCCAUCCUCUACAUCAUCAGGAAACAGCAGAGACAGUCUCCUACUCAGGUCAUCCCUCUGUCUGACUACUACAUUAUAGCUGGGGUGGUGUAUCAGGCUCCUGAUCUGGGAACAGUUAUUGGAUCGAGAGUGCUGUCUGCUGUCCACGGUGUCCAGUCUGCCUUCGAUGAGGCCAUGUCGUACUGUCGCUAUCACCCAUCUAAAGGAUACUGGUGGCACUUCAAAGACCAGGAGGAGAGAGAUGCUAAAGCCAAGCCGAAGUCGAAGAAGAAAGAGGAACCCAGUUCCCUGUUCCAGAGGCAACGUGUUGACACUCUUCUACUCGAUUUGAGGUCCAAGUUUCCUCCGAUGUUUUAUCAGCCUAAGCCUGGUGAGAAGCCCAUCCCAGUGGAGGUGAAGAAGGAGACUGAACCCCCUGUAGAGCUGGUGAAACAGGAAGAGAGAGAGAGAGAGCCAGCCACCAAGACCUCUGCUCCAGCUCCCCCCAGCAGCAAACCACCUCCAGAGAAACGGGCCAGGCUCCAGUGAUGACCGAUGGCCACUCCUGUAUAUAUUUCUGAUUAUGUCCAUCCUUCAAAGAAAAUAACAAGGAAAAAACCAAACUCACAUUGCUCUUGCCAGUAUCACCUUUUGUUAAUUCUAGCAAGGCACACUGAAAGGACAUAUGGGACAGGUACAACCCUACCUUUUGUUAAUUCCUCUCCUCUUGGCCUUCGUCAUGAUGUCCAUUCUCACAUUGGCAAGGCACACUGAAAGGACAUAUGGGACAGGUACAACCCUACCUUUUGUUAAUUCUAGCAAGGCACACUGAAAGGACAUAUGGGACAGGUACAACCCUACCUGACUGAACAAGGCUAAGGAAGUGGUUUGUGUCUGAUGGAAGGUGUGUGGAAAUGGACCGACAUCCCAGUUUCCAGACCUAACAGACCAUAACAACCCAUCAUCCUGUUUCUGAGGGGCCUGGCAUUAGGCAAAUGAAUAAGUCACACAUGGCAUCCUAUUCCCUACAUAGUGCACUACUUUUGACCAGGGCCCUAAUAGGCCCUAGUCAAAAGUAGUGUAUUAUAUAGGGAAUGGGGUGCCAUUUGGGAUGCUGGCAUGAGCAGACGAUAUGAGUUGUCUGUCCCAGUACCAGACCUCAUGGGACAUUCCAUCCAUGUUCUAGAACUGUCUAGUUACUGACAACAUGUACAUCUUACUAUCGCCCCAAGACUUCUCUCUGUGAUGACGCUAGAGGUGAGAGGUUAAGGACCCGAGUGGAUUUGCAGUUUGCAGUUUAACAUGGAAACUGAGAUCACCGGUAAAUCUCUAUGCACUGUUGACAUCAGCAGUAUCUUACUCAGUCGUGACUGUGGGGAGACUUGUUUUUUUUUUUGGCGUUAUCUCUGAAACAUAAAUACACAUCCACACAAUUAUUUCUUUCAAUAUGUAAUUGUUUUUUUCCACGUCAAGUGAUCCUGAAUCCAUUGUCUGUUUUCAUUGGAAAAAAAAUAAUGUUUCAUGCUUUUCUGAAUAUAAUAAUUUUCAAAAAUUC